AUGGCUAGCGAUCUUCCCGUGUCAAAGAAAAGCGUACUCAUUCUAGGAGGCUCAUAUGGCGGCAUAUCAAUUGCACACUAUCUAUUGAAACAUGUCAUUCCCACUCUUCCUGAAAAAGCCAACUAUCAAGUCACCCUAGUUAGCAUUUCGACCCAAAUCCUCUGUCGACCAGCAUGUCCCCGCGCAUUGAUAUCAGACGAUCUAUUGCAGCAAGACAAGCUAUUGGUGAACAUCGCCGACCAGUUCAAGCAGUAUCCAGCUGGUGCCUUCCAUCUUUUACGCGGAGCUGCCAUUGGAUUAGAUCACGCCAGUCGAUUAGUCUCAGUCAAACUUAGUGAUCAAACCGAGUCAAUAAUCCCCUUCCAUGCCCUCGUCAUCGCAACUGGCGCAUCAACACCCUCACCACUCCAUGGAUUGAGCAACGACGAUGAAAGCCAUCUGCGCAAAAGCUGGUCUGCAUUCCGUGAAGCCCUACCAUCAGCCAAACACAUCGUCAUAUCAGGCGGAGGUCCAACCGCCAUCGAAACAGCCGGCGAACUAGGCGAAUACCUCAACGGUCGAGCGGGGUGGUUUAGCUCCAAGCUAGAAAACCCCAAGGUCUCAAUCACAGUAGUAACAUCCGGUUCACGGAUUCUGCCCACGCUCCGCCAGAGCCUAGCGACCAAGGCUGAGAAGUUCCUUGCGCAGCUCGGCGUGACGGUCAUCAAAGACAAGAAAGUGGUAGCCGUGGAACCAGCCAAUGCUGGACUGGAGGGGGCAUUGAGUUCCAGAGCCAUGUUGACCCUCGCUGAUGGGAGCACGCUCCAAGCCGAUCUUUACAUUCCUGCCACGGGCACGAGACCAAACACCAGUUUUGUGGAUGCGGCUUUAUUGAUAGAUGGACGUGUUGAGACGAAUCCAUCUACUUUACGAGUCGAUAAGGCCGGGCCGCGGAUAUAUGCCAUUGGUGAUGUGGCAUCGUACGCACGGCCUGCUGUGCACGGUAUUCUUAGUGCUGUGCCUGUUCUCGCGGCGAACGUUAAGCGGGAUUUGCUUGGGACUGGGGAGGAUCGGGUGUUUAAAGAGGAUGUUCGUGAGACACAACUUGUUCCGAUUGGGCAGAGUAAGGGUGUUGGGGCGGCGAUGGGUUAUCAAUUGCCUAGUUUCUUGGUGUGGUUGAUUAAGGGGAGGGAUUAUUGGCUUUGGACGACUGCGAAGUUGUGGAGUGGGGAGCAGUGGGCUAAGGAGUCUUGA
Penicillium soppii is the source of this 1233-nucleotide messenger RNA. RefSeq names its product NAD(P)/FAD-dependent oxidoreductase. The transcript has a single exon. The coding region runs from base 1 to 1233 and encodes 410 amino acids. Lineage: Eukaryota; Fungi; Ascomycota; Eurotiomycetes; Eurotiales; Aspergillaceae. Gene Ontology annotation, molecular function: flavin adenine dinucleotide binding; electron-transferring-flavoprotein dehydrogenase activity. Gene Ontology annotation, cellular component: cytoplasm. The record is from RefSeq and is a predicted model, not a curated record.